AAGAAGCAAAAAAACUUAUGUCUGAAUCAAGUUUAGAGGCUAAUUUGAUUUAUAUAAAAUCUAAUUUUGGUUUCAUUCCUUCAGAAAUAAAAAAGCUGGAGGCUUCUGGAGUCCUAUUAUCAGAAACUAUUAAUACAAUUAAAAAAAUUGAAACUACAUUGUCCCUUGCUCCUAAUGUAAUCGGAGAAACAAUAUCAAACAAACUGAAUAAUGUUUUGAUGAAAAAUAAUGGGUUCAAAGUUUUAAAAAAUAUAUCUGCUAUUCUGGACGGUGAAAAUACAAGUAGAGAUGGUAUUCCGGAAGACCUAACUUUAAAUGAUAUGGUUCAUUUCAAAUAUGCCCCUGUUACUUCUGUGGACGUUGAACGAAGUUUUUCUUCAUAUAAAAACAUUUUAUCUGACCGCCGUCGCAGCUUCCUGUUUGAAAAUCUUAAGAAUCAUCGAAUUGUGCAAUGCAAUAAUAUGUGUACAGAAUAAUUAUACCAGGAAGCGGUUGAAUUCACAA
Molecule: messenger RNA, 504 nt
Organism: Metopolophium dirhodum (rose-grain aphid)
Lineage: Eukaryota; Metazoa; Arthropoda; Insecta; Hemiptera; Aphididae
Exons: 2
Coding region: 18-476 (152 amino acids)
Source: RefSeq, a predicted model, not a curated record